Messenger RNA from Darwinula stevensoni, 2717 nucleotides. NCBI's taxonomy places the organism in Eukaryota, Metazoa, Arthropoda, Ostracoda, Podocopida, Darwinulidae. The record is from the annotation of a GenBank genome assembly.
UUUCAGGUUGAGUGGGUCCUGGCAGCGUUGCUGGGGAGCCCUCUGCCUUCACGAGCAGAGAAAGCAUGAAUGAAGGUGUCAGGUGAUUCUGGCUUUCUUCAUUGCAUGAAGAGCCUCAGGUUCUUCGGUGUCAGGAGAAAAACCAAAAUCCUGAUUUUUGUGUCUCUUGUGUGGAUUCUAUCCAUCCCGGUGUAUCUCCUCUUCAGUCGAAAUGCUCUUGGGGAGGAAUACAAUGAAGGAUUGAAGUUGAAGUCAAAUUUCAGUCCCAAUGAAGUUCCCUCUAUGCUUCGUCUGUCCAACUCUGAGAAGCAAGAGUGGAGAUACUUUGAUGAGAGAAAAUACAUAGAAGAGAAGUCUCUAAGGGUUGGAGAGGAUCCAUACAGGAGAAAUAAAUUCAAUCAGGCCAUUAGUGACUCCUUGAAGACCAACCGACCCAUUCCAGAUACAAGACAUCCUGCUUGUCAGAAUGUGAUGCUACACGAUGAUCUUCCUUCUGCAAGUGUGAUCAUUACCUUUCAUAACGAAGCCCGUUCUGCCUUGCUGAGGACUAUAGUCAGUGUCCUGAACAGGAGUCCAGAGAAGUUAAUCAAGGAGAUAAUUUUAGUGGAUGAUUUCAGUGAUGAUGCUUCUGAUGGAGAAGAACUGGAAAAACUGGAGAAGGUGCGAGUUCUCCGCAAUGAUAAAAGAGAGGGUCUGAUGCGUUCUCGAGUUAAAGGAGCUGAUGCAGCCGAAGCUGAAAUCCUCGUCUUUUUGGACAGCCAUUGUGAAUGCAAUGUGGGAUGGCUAGAGCCCCUACUGCAGCGUAUUGUUGAGGAUCGGAUGCGAGUGGUGAGCCCCACCAUUGACGUGAUCGACUUGGAUAACUUCCAGUACAAAGCAGCUUCCAGUAACCUGAAAGGUGGAUUUGACUGGAAUCUAGUCUUCAAAUGGGUGCGCCUCACUCCCAGUGAACGGGAGCAUCGUGAAACUCACCCUACUGAUUCUAUCAGGACUCCAAUGAUAGCUGGUGGACUUUUUGCCAUAGACAGACGCUUUUUUGAGAAGUUGGGGAAAUAUGACAUGCAAAUGAAUAUAUGGGGCGGAGAGAAUUUUGAAAUAUCUUUUCGGGUGUGGAGCUGUGGUGGGAGCCUUGAGAUUCUGCCAUGUUCCCGAGUGGGUCAUGUAUUCCGGAAACAGCAUCCAUACUCUUUCCCAGGAGGCGGAGGAGGUCAUGUUUUUAUGUACAAUACCCGGCGCACUGCUGAGGUGUGGAUGGAUGAGUACAAGACUUUAUAUUACAAGGCUGUUCCUCUUGCUCAACGUGUGCCUAUUGGAGACAUUUCAGAGAGGUUGGCCUUGAGGAAGUCUCUUGGGUGCAAACCAUUCUCUUGGUACCUAGAGAACAUAUAUCCUGAAUUGCGAGUUCCCUCUGAAUCCAGUGGAGGUGGGAAGUCAUUUCCUGAACUUAAGCAAGGAUCUCUGUGUUUGGAUUCCUUAGGAAAAGGGUAUUCUAAUCCCAUCUACCUCUACCCUUGCCAUGGUCAAGGUGGAAACCAGGCAUGGGCUCUGACAUCAAAUGGACUAUUGGAGAAUCUGAAUGGUCAAGGGUGUUUAGAACUCCAAAUGGGUUCUACCUUGAAUGUCAUCCAUGCUUUAUGCUCUCCCCACAACCCCAAUCAGAUGUGGACUUACUUGGAAAAGCAGCUGAUGCUGAAGCACCAAAAUUCACAGAUGUGCCUAGAUUCCCAGUCAAAUAACGAACUGCUGGACCUGAACUCUCGACCUGUGAUUGCACGCAACUGUCGACCCGACUCAGCAUCUCAGAAAUGGUUUCUUACUACUUCCUAAAUUGAUGGAUCUCCUCCUGUCAGUUUCCUUCUCUCUGAAGCAAGCCGAAAUUUUCAUUUUUAACAAAGAGAUUAUGCUAAGGUGAUGCUUAUUGAAAUGGGCUACAGCUCUAUGGGCUUCCAUUUUGAACCAUUUGGAUACAAUGACUUUAAAAAAAUUGUAUGUAGUGUUAUAAUUCCAUGUCUUCAUGGUGUCAAAAAAAAUAACUUUAUGGGCAUAUUUCUGCUGGAUACUGGCAUCUAAUUACUUAUGAACUGGACUUGGACUUAAGAAACUUUGUGUGGGUCAGCAUUCUGCAGUGUUGUAUGCAUGAUAUUAUUUUUUUGUUUUUAUUGAAUGUAUUUUGUUGGACUUGUACCACCCCACAAGUCAAAUAGUUCAGGGUUGCAAUCCUUAUCAUCCCAUAUUCACAAGUGAUUUUUAUGUAGCAAUACCAGAUUAGGCAAAUGUGAUGGACCCAUCCAUUGAAGGAUUCAAUCAGCUAGAUUGUCUUGUUUUUUUCAUGUUUCGUUGCUGGCAUUUAUACUAUAAACUUUGUUCCAAUGUUAUUGCAUUAUACACAAAUACUCAGGUGGAAUGCACCAGAAAUGCAUAUUUCUGUAUGUCUCUUGAGUGGAGCCAGAUUUUUGUACUAUCAGCUAGGAAAUGUAAAACAAGAAGCAUCCUAAAUCCAUCAAUCCCAACGAAAUUGUUUUUGGUGAGCCAUUUUCAUGAUUUUCAUUUGUAUCAUGUAAGGCUGGGAGAAGUUAUGUUGGAACUCUGUUUUGAUGUAUUUGUGGUCUCUGAAUAUUUUAAUGCCAGGAAUCGAGACUAGUCACAUUAUUUUCUACAUUUAUGUAGAAACUUCAAACUUGUUUUGUCCCCUAUUACUUGGAGCAUUUGUUUUUUUU